Messenger RNA from Nerophis ophidion (straightnose pipefish), 2984 nucleotides. It is a transcript of the gene waca, whose product is annotated as WW domain containing adaptor with coiled-coil a. Lineage: Eukaryota; Metazoa; Chordata; Actinopteri; Syngnathiformes; Syngnathidae. The record is from RefSeq and is a predicted model, not a curated record. The coding region runs from base 144 to 1793 and encodes 549 amino acids. Gene Ontology annotation, molecular function: RNA polymerase II complex binding; chromatin binding. Gene Ontology annotation, biological process: regulation of autophagy; positive regulation of TORC1 signaling. Gene Ontology annotation, cellular component: nucleus. The transcript is spliced from 13 exons.
GGAAGGUACUGUCCGACAGAGGGCGCUCUUCCCGCCACUGCUGCCUCCAACCAAGUACUAAGCUGCGAUCAUUUCAGCCCAGAGCAACACAGAGCCGUUAUCAGUCUUUCACAUCCCACUCCAAACACACUAAUACGGCAUUGAUGGUAAUGUAUGCGAGGAAACAACCGAGACUCGGCGAUGGGUGUGACCGAAGAGACUCUCAGCCCUACCAGACUCUCAAGUACUCAUCCAAGAGCCACCCGGGAGGGGAUCACCGACAUGAGAAGAUGCGAGACCCUGCAGAUGUCACUCCUCCCUGCAAAGUGCUCAAGAGGUCCGACAGCCCCGACAACAAACACACUGACAGCGCGGUACACGGCCGAGCAAAGGCUGUCCACUCACACCGCGCCAGGGACCGAGACGGAGGGACCAGUCAUUCUCCACAUGAGAACUCUCACAACCACAGCACCCUACAUAGCUCCAACUCACAUUCAAACCCCAGCAAAAUAUCAGACACACCUCAUGAACCUGGGGAUGACUGGUCAGAGCACAUCAGCUCAUCUGGGAAGAAAUAUUAUUACAACUGCCGAACAGAGGUGUCCCAGUGGGAGAAGCCCAAAGAAUUGCUGGAAAGAGAACAACGGCAGAAGGACACUACAAAACAAAGCGCAGUUGUCAACAGUUUCCCAAAGGACAGGGACUAUAGAAGGGAGACUAUGCAGACAUCAGCACCCCCUGGGUUUUCAGCAACAAAGUCAGCACAGGUAGAGAAGGCCACAGCGACUCAUGCAACGCAGUCUUCAUCCUCCGGCUCAGGAAGCUUAAACCAAUCGUCAGGCACUCCGGGAUCAUCAGCAUCUACGGUCCCGGUCUCCCCGGUCCUGCAGUCCCCAGCCCCUCCACUUCUCCAAGACCCCACAUUGUUACGCCAGCUUCUUCCAGCACUUCAGACAGCACUGCAGCUCAACAAUGCAAGUGUGGACAUGGCAAAAAUCAAUGAAGUUCUGACAGCUGCCGUCACACAAGCUUCGUUACAGUCGAUGCUUCAUAAAAUCCUCACUGCCGGACCAUCAGCUUUCAAUAUUACUACUAUUCUGUCUCAAGCUGCUCAACUCUCCAGCCAAGUUGCUCAGCAGUCGAACCAGUCGCCAAUGUCGUUAACGUCAGAUGCCUCGUCGCCCAGGUCCUACGUUUCUCCCCGGAUCGGCACACCACAAACGAAUGCUGGUCCCCUCAAACCCCUACUCAGCACACAGACGGCCAUCUCACUGUCAAAGGUGAAUGCAUCAGCCAACAAGCAGUCAUCUCAUCCCCAGCAGACAUCCCAGCAGCCCCUGCCCAGCGAUAAGCAGCACAGUCAUGAUGCUACCACAGCUUCCCCACGCACACUUCAGCGGCAGAGCAGCAGUCAGAGGAGUCCCUCCCCGGGUUCCAACCAUGUCCCACCUGGCGGCGGCAGCAGCAGCAACAACGCCCCCGCUCCUGCGCCGGCACCUGCGACUUCCUUGGCGAGCCGGCAACCUUCCUCCUUCACCCCCACCUUUGCUUCCCACUUCAAUGAGAAUCUAAUUAAACACGUCCAAGGUUGGUCUGCUGAGCACGCAGAGAAACAGGCGUCAAGAUUACGUGAAGAGGCUCACACCAUGGGCAGCAUUUGCAUGUCGGAGAACUGCACCGAGCUCAAAAACCUGCGUUCCUUGGUCCGAGUCUCUGAAAUCCAAGCCACCUUGCGAGAGCAGAGGAUACUCUUUCUGAGACAACAAAUCAAAGAACUUGAAAAGCUGAAGAACCAGAAUUCGUUCAUGAUCUGACAACUUCCUGCGAGGUUGAUCUGGAACUAGAUGGGGGGUUACAAGGGGUGAGGGUGGAGGGAGACCCAUUGCACAUAGCUGGCAGCCAGAGGCAAGGUGGUAGUUGACUCCCUCCCCGAGCCCCAUCUUAACACACAGGCAGGCGCUGGUGUCGGUUUAGCGUUAGACCGGGGGUGGGGGGGAGGAAAGGAAGAGGAGGGGUUGACUUACAACACCGUCACAAAAAAAUGAGUGUAGAUUUCUUGUAGAUGUUAUCUAUGUUGUAAAUAUGUUUUGUAGAUUGAAAGCCAUGCCUAUCAAAGCUUUUGACCUCCCACCUAAUCAGCUGCAUUCUCUCGCUGGCCUUCCCCUUCACGCUGACUCCUGUGUGUUCAUCCAUCAUUGAAGCAAUGAGCAUGCAUGUGCACCACCCGCAUGUAGACACAGGGGAGCGUGGAUCCAAACACAGAAUUACACUGGGCUCAUUGGCACUUUUAAUGGUGACUCUCUUCCCUCCCCCCGUCCCCUUCAGGCCAAGUCUUGACCUGCACCAAUCGUGACGGUGGUCUUUUUGCAGCUUCUCGUGGCCCCUGCAUCUCCCGGUCUGACAAAAUAGUGCCUGGUGGUGUGAUUCCAUAACACAACCAAAAUAAUGUAAUUGCUGGGACGGCGCCUUGCUUUGAAUCAUUCCCACCUUCUCUCCUUUCCAUCCCCAAUGUUCCCUUCAAGCUGCAGGUCUACUCCAUUGUACAGUUAAAAGUGGACUAAAUUCUAAUGGUUUAUUUAUAAGUAGUGGUAGUGAUUUGCACUCAGUGUAGCUAGGAAGGGGCAGAAGGCAAGCAGGCAAGGUCAAAAUGUGAAUUGUAUGUAUGAUAAUAAACAUGUUCAGCAUAAUGAAUGCCUUGAUUAUAUUAUUGGGAGUGUUGGGUUUACUUGGAUAUGAUGCUAGUGCCUUGUUGAAAGUUCAUACAUCCCUCUUCCACUUGGCUUUCUCAGACCAGACCAGAUCUUUUGACAUGCGCUUGUCUCAUCCUUGUUACUGUUUGUCCUUCACUGUCGAAUCACAGGGUCCCCAAAGCUGCAAAAUGUCUUUCCGCCAUGGUCGAGUCCAUAACUGAACCCCAGUACAGUCAGCAAAGGUGACCACAUCGUUGCUUUGUAUAUUGUUUCUUGAAGUAUAUGACAGAUGAAAUAAAAUAAUGUCUCUCCAGG